AUGUCGAAACUGGCCGCCUAUCCUGUUGACAAAGAAAACGUCAUGGAGGACAAGUACACCUUCACGCUUCCUGAGCUGUACCGAGAGAUUGCUAAGGAGGAACUUCGCGAGACGGAUCCGGUACGGGAGGUAGCGAUAACGCAGAUGCGCGAAUGGAUAGUCCGCAACAAGCACAUCCACAAGUGUCGUACGGAUGCUUCGUUUCUGCUGAGAUUCCUGCGUGCCAACAAGUUCUCGGUACCGAUGGCAUGCGAAGGACUCGAGCGGUAUCUGGCUGUUCGUGAAAUGUAUCCGGGUUGGUUCAAGCACCUAGACAUCAUGGAGCCUGCUACGCAAAUCCUGCUCAAGGAUGGUCCUGCUUCAGUUCUCGGUCAGGAUAGUGUCGGCCGAACCGUGGUUCUAUUUCAGCUUAAGUUAUUCAACGCUGAUCAAGUGACGCCAGUGCACAUAUGUCGAUAUUUAACGCAGAUGGUAGAAACGAUGCUCGAAUCGGAAGAGGUCCAGAUUGGUGGCGUAAUACUGCUGAUCGAUUACAGCGGAGUAGCUAUGAAGGUAUUCCAGGACUGGGGAGCAACCGAACUGAAGAUUGUGAUGGAAGGCUGGACCCGCUGCUUUCCAGUGAUAUAUCGCGAAAUACAUGCAGCAAAGCUACCCAAGAUGGCAAUUCCAUUCAUAGAGCAGCUACUCUCAUUCGGAUCGCCCAAGUUUCGGGAGAUCAUACACUGUUACGCCACGGUUGCGGAAAUGCAGAAACAUAUGGAACCAUCGAUCACACCGAAGCAAUAUGGAGGCAACAUGGAGCAUGAUUUGAGCGUCGUUAACAAGAGGUUUUGGGAUCGGAUGGUGGAGCUUCAAGAUGUCGUCACCGGUUUGGACAAGAUUGAAAUCGAUAUGGAUUAUUACACCGAGGUUUGGGACAAGCUGAACCCGGAUCUGAUGGAGGCUAGGUCGUUUAAGAAUUUGACCUUCGAUUAG
Anopheles darlingi is the source of this 975-nucleotide messenger RNA. RefSeq names its product retinaldehyde-binding protein 1-like. Gene Ontology annotation, molecular function: phosphatidylinositol bisphosphate binding. Bases 1 to 975 code for a protein of 324 amino acids. Lineage: Eukaryota; Metazoa; Arthropoda; Insecta; Diptera; Culicidae. Gene Ontology annotation, cellular component: membrane. The record is from RefSeq and is a predicted model, not a curated record. The transcript is spliced from 2 exons.